This is a messenger RNA of Stylonychia lemnae, 1827 nucleotides long. The record is from the annotation of a GenBank genome assembly. Lineage: Eukaryota; Ciliophora; Spirotrichea; Sporadotrichida; Oxytrichidae.
AUGAAAGGCAAUAAUCAAUCUCAAAUCAGCCCAUUCAUCAUCUUACUCUAUGAGUUUUGUGGAUCUGCACUAGUAACCUAUGCUUUCAGUUUGGCUGAUGGUCAUGAUUCUUUGACAAGAGCUUAUGCUUACUUCUUGGGUUUCAUUAUUGCAUACCAAAUUUCAGGAGCUCACUUCAACCCAGCUACCUCCUUAGCUGUAUUUAUUUCUGAGAAAAAUUGCAAAACUUUUGCUGCUUUUGCAGUCACAAUCCUUUCUCAAUAUGCAGGGGCAUUAGCAGGAAUAUUUGUUACUUAUCUGUUAGCGAAAUACAGACAAUUCGAGAUUUACCCAGAUUUUACUAAAAACUAGAAGGGAGACUUCUUGUAUUUUAAUGAAGAUGGAGAUCCCUAUUGGGGAAGGCUAGUCCUGCAUGAGUUUUUACACACUUUCACUUUUACCUAUGUUUAUUUGAUUGUUAAGUAUGACAAGACUAUGCAAAAGGUGGACAGACUUCUUCAAGCUUUCUGUUUAACGUUCACUCUAUAUGUAUGUAAUUCAUUUACUCUUGGAUCUGGAGCUGUUUUCAACCCUGCUCUUGGCCUUGCUUAAUCAGUAUAUAUGAUUGGAGUAAACAACUCGAACGGAUCUGGUCUUGGAUCAAAACAAGCUCUAGUUACUUGGGUCUAUAUUCUCGUUCCUUAUGCUGGAGCUGCAUUCGCUGCAUUGUUUUAUUUGUUGCAUAAAAAAAUAGACAAUGCUCCUGAAAAAUAAACAGAGCCAAUGUAAUUUAUGUCUACUAAAGAAGCUGAGCAAGAUGAUAAAUAACACUUACUAUUAGAGGACGAUAAUAACAACGACAAUAGUAGUAAAGACCAAUCAUCCAAGAAAGUCUAACAAAAGCCAGCUUAGAAAUAACCAUUAAGAUAAUCAAAGCAAGAUAAUAAGGAGGGAUCUAAGACUAAGUUAGAUAAACCUUCUUAAUAGCAUGAAAUUAAAGCAGAACCUUAAUAGCAAGUUAACUACCAAAAAGAAAGCAAUAAGAUACAAUAGACUGAAAGUGCCAGGUCUGAUCUACUUGAGGGACUCCAUAUGGAACAUGGUGAAAAGAAUUUCGAGUAAUAGGAGUAGUAGCCAGAAUUAGAACAAAGGCAGAUCGAUUACGAUGACGAUGGGGAUGAUGACAUUUUAAGAAAUCUGGCACAAGCUGGAUAGAGCGUAGCAGUUAGAGCAAUCGCUUAUAUAAUAGGAUUUAUAAUUGCUUACAAUAUCACAGGUGCUCAUUUCAAUCCAGCCACAUCUCUUGCUAUCUUCAUAACAGAGAAGAAGUUCUCAGAGGAUUUAUUCUAUUUCCUCAUGGUGAUGCUUGUUUAGCUAUGUGGAUGCUAUACUGGCUGCUUAGUUUCAUAUUUACAAGCAUUGAUUUCAAAUGAGUAUGGUUUAUAUCCAGAAAGUGAUGAUGAACUAUACAUCUAUGGUGAUGGAUUCAUUUGGUUUGGAAGAGUCUGCUUAUAAGAAAUCUUGUAAACCUUUUCAUUCACUCUAGUCUAUCUUAUUCUUAGAUAUGACUAAGAAUACUCAAAGUUAAAUAGAGCUUACAAAGCAAUUGCACUCUUCCAUGUGUUAGUAGCCUGCUAUUCAAUGAGUUAUGGCGCUGGAGCCUGCUUGAAUCCAGCUAUUGGUAUGAGUUAAUCAACAUAUAUGAUUGCUCUAGAUAAAAGAGAUGAUGUAACUUCAGCAAAGGGUUCUGCUUAAGCCAUCUGGGUUUACAUGGUUAUGCCUUUUAUUGGAUCUGGAAUAGCUGCUAUGUUUUAUGGAAUACAUCAAACUUUUAAUUCACAAAAGUGA